AUGAAUAAUCUAGUGAUAGAUUUAAUAAUUUUUAUAAUCACAAUUUGUUUUGUUAUAUUACCAAAAUUUCAUAUACCAUUACCAUCUGAAAUUGGAGAUAAAUCUAUGAUACAUAUAUUUGAAAUUUGUUUAAGAAUUUUUAAUGAAUAUCUUGGUACUAUUGUAGGAUAUUUUUGGGGUCAUGAAGGACGUGUGAGAUUAGCAAGAUUUAUUACAAAAACAGCAUUUAUUAUAAAACCAUUAAAGCCUAAAUGGUUAAAUAUAUUUAAUAAAAAUAUAAGUAAUGUAGAGUGUCGUGUAUAUCAACCAAAAGGAAAACAUAAAAAAAAUGACCAUGCUAUAAUAUUUAUUCCAGGAGGAGGUUGGUGCUUUUUAGAACCAAAUUUUUAUGAUCAAGUAAUUUUUCAAAUAAUAAAGCGUCUAGGAUGUUUUGUUAUAUCAAUUAAUUAUUCUAAAGCACCAGAAAAUAUUUUUCCAUGUGCUGUUAAUGAAUGUGAUAGAGUUGUAGAGGAAUUUUGUACAAAUAUAUACAAAGAAUAUAAUAUUGAUCCAACAAAAAUUGUUUUAAUGGGUGAUUCAGCUGGUGGUAAUCUUGCUACAGUUGCUGCACAAAAAUCAAUGAGAAGAGGAAAUAAAUAUUUGAAAUGUCAAGUUUUAAUUUAUCCAUUAACAUCAUGCUUGGAUUUUAAAUCACCAAGUUACCAAAAAUAUUAUAAUGAAUACCUUCAUACAGCUAUCCUUCAUCCAAUGGCAAUGGCUAGAGGAAUCCUUCUUUAUACAGGCUGCAAAAAAACUGAAGAAAAUGCAUAUAAAAUUUUAAGAAAUCAACAUGUAUCAAAAAAAAUAAGAUAUUCCAAAAAUUAUAUAGAUUUUCUUGAUCAUAAUAAUUUACCAUUAGAAUUAAUAUCAAUAAAAUCAUAUACAAGACCAAAAAUAUAUGAAGAAGAUGAAGAUUUGUCGAAUAUUUUUGCUCACUUUGCUUUAAAUCCAGAUUUUGCUCCUAUUGUUGCAGAAGAUUUACAUAAUAUGCCAAAUACAUUCAUUGGAACAUGUGGAUUUGAUAUUCUUCGUGAUGAUGGUAUGUUAUAUGGAAGUAAACUUAAGAAAUUUGGUAUUCCUGUUGUUAAUAAAUAUUAUCCUAAAGGAAUACAUGGAACAUUAAAUAUGCCAUUUAGUUCUACACAAAAAGAGAUGGUUAAUGAUAUAUGUGAAUAUUUAGAAAAACAAUUAAAUGAUUAA
Strongyloides ratti is the source of this 1239-nucleotide messenger RNA. Its product is annotated as Alpha/beta hydrolase fold-3 domain and Arylacetamide deacetylase family-containing protein. The coding region runs from base 1 to 1239 and encodes 412 amino acids. The record is from RefSeq and is a predicted model, not a curated record. The transcript is spliced from 2 exons. Gene Ontology annotation, cellular component: membrane. Lineage: Eukaryota; Metazoa; Nematoda; Chromadorea; Rhabditida; Strongyloididae. Gene Ontology annotation, molecular function: carboxylic ester hydrolase activity.